Messenger RNA from Guillardia theta CCMP2712, 2061 nucleotides. RefSeq lists its product as hypothetical. The record is from RefSeq and is a predicted model, not a curated record. NCBI's taxonomy places the organism in Eukaryota, Cryptophyceae, Pyrenomonadales, Geminigeraceae. The transcript is spliced from 9 exons. Bases 1 to 2061 code for a protein of 686 amino acids.
AUGGAUCUUCCAGGGCUGGUGCAUGAAACAACGGUGGAGGAAGAGGAUCCUGACCAGGAAGAGCUGACGGAUGUUCGUCCGUUUGAUACAGUAGGAUACCAGGGAGGCGAUGGGCCGGCGAUCGAAGAAGAGCAGUUUGACGUGAAUGAUGGACAGGAGAGCUCGACUCUUGUUUCUGGUUUCGUGGACGAAACAGGUAGCGCAGGCCUCGAUGCUCGAGAGCUUGCUGGGCAAGAUGACAGGACAACAGCACAGGCUCUCUCGUAUCAGCUAGCCAUACAGGAGUUGGACGUGGAGGGGGAGGACGAGCUAGCUGCAUCGGAGUCCUUUGCGCGGGCGCCAUCGUUAAAGCAUGGCGCCCCGAGCAUAGUGGAAGAGAUGAAGGUUGAAGAGGAGGAGCUUGAGGAUGAGGACGGAGAGGAGUAUCAGAAACAAAUUGCUGCUCCUGCUGCUGUGAAUGACAGAUCAGAGGCUCAUCGUGACUCUGCAAGAGAUGAACAACCCCGCCAUGAUGAGGGAUCGAGUUCGUCGACGAGGGGGGAAAUUGUAAGGGAGUCUGUCCGUUCUGGUGAAGAAGAGGGAGCGAGGGGCCCUCCUGUCCAGUCGAGUGCAACUUUGAUGCUUGGGGAAGAGGAUGGGCAUCAGCAGACUCUCGAGCAACCGCCUCCUCCCCAGCAGCCGGACCGCUCCAUGCCCAAGCAAGAAUUUCCAUCGGUCCACAUCACCGUGUCUCCAGCUCCUGUCGUGCUGGGCGUGCCAGGGAUGAUAGAGACCGAUGCCGACAGGGAAGAAGCGGAGAAGCAGAAGCAGCGUGUAGAGGAAGCGCAGCUUUCAUCCCGAGACUCAGAGGGAGCAGGAGCAGGAGGAGGGAUGUACCAGGAUCUUCGACCUCCGUCAGAGCCCGGUUUCCCUCUCGACAGCCGGGUGGAAUCAAAGGAACAGGAAGCUACGCAGACAACGAUGAGGUCAGAGACAGAGAAGAACCCGAGGCCUUUCUCAGCUGGAACGGCCAGAGUUAAGAUGCCGAGGAUACAGCAGAAGAGACCUUCGUCGGCAGGGUCGAGACAACUCGAGGAGGAGGAGGAGGAGGAGGGAGAUUUUCGCGGCACAGGCUCGCUGCUCUUUGAGAAGGAGAGCAUGCAAGCUCUGCGAUCUGCUGCCGUGCAGGAGUCGGUCGAGAUCGAGGAGGAGAGGAGAGAGACGGCCGGGGAAGCAGUUGCGGAGGAUGACGAGGACGUGAUUCGGUUCGAGCGAGGUCUGAAAGAGCACAUGGAGAAGAAGAAGAAGAAGAUGCGAGGGGGGUACACGGAGGUCGAGACCGCAGAGCGGAAAGACGACUGGGAGUGGCAGCUCCUUAACGUGGCGGGAGGCGAUCUCGACCGACUCGUGAAGGGGAGGCAGGAGGAGGACGAGGAGGACGAGGCAGAGACGUACCGCGUGCGGCAGAGGAGCAGGAUGUACAGGAUACAAGAGCUGAAGCAAAGGAUGCAAGGGACGGGGAUCAGGGACUACGUGGAAGACCUUACGGAAGACGAAAUGAACGAGUGUGCAGUGACCAUUGCGAGCGUCAGCGUGUCCGAGCUGGAGAAGCAACAUCAGGCCGUGAAAAAAGCUGAGGAGGCGACGAGACGGGAGGAACGAAGACUGCACAAGAGGAGACAGGACUUGCUCGAGAAGAUCAGAAUGGAAGCUCAUGCUGACAUCGAAGCCAAGAAUAGAGAGAUCCAGGAGAGGAAGCGAAGGCUGGAGGAGGAGCGGCUGCUCAAGGAGAAGUAUCGCUCUCGCAACGUGAGGAAGGCGCUGCGGCUGGCGCAAGAUCAUUUCAUCAGCGCGCUGAAGCAGAGGGGGGCGACAGUGAAGCGGCAGAUGGGGGUGAUCGAGGUGGACAGGGGGAGGAGACCUCACGUUCUUCCUCAAGCAAUCCAGUGGCGCCUGUCCGCUGCCCUUCGAUACGCUCCUCAUCCUCUUAAGAUCCGAGUGGACACGCUGCGAGCGCUGCGAGAUAAGAUCAACAGAGGGAACUACGGUGAGGUCGAAGACGUGGAGAUAAGCGAGGGCUGA